Coregonus sp. 'balchen' is the source of this 9016-nucleotide messenger RNA. The record is from the annotation of a GenBank genome assembly. NCBI's taxonomy places the organism in Eukaryota, Metazoa, Chordata, Actinopteri, Salmoniformes, Salmonidae.
UUUUCAUCUGUGGCGUAGUGCAACAUGGUGGCUUGGUAAAACGAAGAUAGUUCGUAAGCAUCUUGUUUUUAAGUGACCAUGGUUCGUAUUUUAAGUUAUAUACAUCCAUUUUACUUGCUUAUGUUAUGCUGUAAAACCUUACAGUUGCAGUGUUUAUAAAGAAUGUUUGGACUUUAAUCCAUGAAAUGUGUUCAAUCUCCCUAUAUCUGUCCGCUAGUCAUUGUUAACGAGCUUGCUUGCUAGCUAGCUAGCUAACGUUACCAGUAGCUAGGUAACGUUAGGAAGUUAAAAGAAAAAUCCACUCAAAAACAUGCAUUUUUUUCAUUAGACCACUGUUGAUACAGUCCCAACAUCUUUUGCAUGUCAGCAGUCAAGUUUUCGAUGCCGCGUUCAAAACAACUGGGAGCUCGGAAAAAACGAGCUCCGAAUAGGAAAAAUCUAUUUGAAAUGUCAUCCAACUCGGGAACUCGGGCCUCCUUCUAGAACUCCGACUUUCUGACCUGACGAUCACUGACGUCAUGAUUUGACCUUGUAUUUUUCAGAGUUCCCAGUUGUCUUGAACGCACCAUAAGAUAUAGGAUUUUCAAGAAGCAAAUGCCCCGUUCAAAACAACUGGGAACUCUGAGGUCAAAUCGAUGUCUGAUCAUGACGUCAGUGAUCUAAAGGUCAGAAUGUCGGAGCUCUAGAAAGAGACCCGAGAUGGAAUUCAGAGUUGGAUGACGUUAAAAACGAUUUUCCCCAGUCGGAGCUCGUUUUUUCACCAGAGUUCCCAGUUGUUAAAAAAAAAGAUUAGCUAGUUGAUAGGAUGAUGAUGAUGUUGUUCAUUAAAUCGAUAAAUGGAGACAAUCAGAACUUAAUAAUGGGGGUUGGUGACCUAAUGCACUGAGAUUAUGGUAAAAUGGACUUGAGGACCUACAACUCAAAGCUAUACUUAUUCUGUCCUCACAGAUGGCUGGUGAUCCAACCGACAAGAACGAUGCAGCAGAGACCUCAGGAGUCAAGGAUAAGGAUCGGGAGCGGAAACGCAGUCGCUCACGAGAGCGUGAACGCAAAGGCUCCCCGUCCAAGGACCGGAAACCACGCCAACGCUCUCGUGAACGCAACCGAUCCAAAUCCGCAGAAAGGUUUGAAUGAUGCAUUACUGGUAGUGGGUGAAUGCGAAACAACCUGCCAGAAUAGUUUCAACCUUUCGGUCACAUUAAGUACAUCUUCCCUACAGGUUGAAACGCACUGCUGACAUAAUCAGGGCAGCGUGGAAUCCAGGGAUGGAAGAUGUUGCUGUACUCUUAAUAUUCCUAUUCUCUAAAGCAGUGUUUACCAACCCUGGUCCUCAAGUACCCCCAACAGCACACAUUUCUGUUGUAGCCCUGGACAAGCAACUCAUUCAGCUCAUUGAGGGCUUGAUGAUUAGUUGAUAAGUUGAAUCAGGUGUGCUUGUCUAGGGUUACAAUACAAAUGUGUACUGUUGGUGGUACUUGAGGACCAGGGUUGGGGAAACACUGAUCUAAAGUGACAAAUCGAGAAGUUUGAAUUACUGCUAGUUUUGUAUUAAACUGCCUUUUUCGUCCUCAUGCUAGGUAGCAGAAGCCAUAGCAGCCAUGUUUGGAUUUUAUUUUGACAUUUCCACAGCGUAACGAAGUAGUCCGCUCAGAGCCUGAUUGGCUGACUAUCCUUUGUUGUUCUACGUGCCAUUCCAAAAAGGUUGCUGUCUUCUGCUACCUAGCAUGAGGACGAAAAAGGCUGUUAAAUAAAAAAUUAGCAGUAUUUCAAUCUUCUCGAUUUAUCACUUUGGAUAAUGGGAAUAUUAGGAGUACAUCGACAUCUUCCAUCCCUGGAUUGAGGUACAUUUUUCAAGCCAUAUUCCACACUGCCCUGAUUAUGGCAGCAGUGCAUUUCGACCUGUAGGGAAGAUGUACUUACUGCGACCGACCGAUCAAAACUAUUCUGGCUAGGUCUUUCCACUGUAUUUGAAAGGUGUCCAGCUAUGUAUCUGACCUUUCCUUCCCCUCAAGAGAUCGCCGUCUGAAGGACAAGGAGAGAGAGAAGGAGCAUGACCGGGACAAGAACAGAGAGCGGGGUCGCAAGGACAGAGACAAGGACGGUCACCGCAGAGACAAAGACUGCAGCAAGAAAUCCAGGUCUGUAGGCUUGAGUCAGACUGAUGUUUUAGUCACAGGGUGAGUGUUCGGUGCAGGCUUGAGCCGAUUACAAGAUCAUAGUGUCCUAUUGAUAUGGUUCCAUCCAGAGACGUUAAAAACGUCUCUAGGCAUUACAAAGAUCUGAUAUUCUCAGCAGAAUGUUUAUCUGGAACACUCCCACUUUGUGCCAUUCAGUAACUGAGUGUGAGCUAUGAGUCUUUAAAACAUCACGUAAUAUGCAGAGCCAUUUUCAGAGCUUAUUUUCUUUCUUUACUUUUUCAACUUGGGUGGUUACUUCUUCUUACAGAAGCAUCUCCCCCAAGUCCAAGGACAGGAUAAAGAGGGAGAAGGAUUUGAAAAAAGAGGAGGAUGAGGAAGAGGACAAGAAGAAGAAAGGAAAGGUAAGGAGGGAGUAGUCUCUCCAUUCUCCAAAGGCCCAGCUAACUACCACCACGUCGGGAUGUAUCUUGAGGUGUGAUUGUGUUUCAUGAUGAGUAUUUCUCUGUAUCUCUCUUAGGUCCAGCCGCUGUCUCUAGAGGAGCUUCUUGCCAAGAAGAAAGCAGAGGAGGAGGCGGAGGCAAAGGUGAGACCAUAGUGCCCAUUUGGUAGUCAAUCUGUUUGGUGUUUUUUUAUUUAAUUUUUUAGUCAUUUAGCAGUCGCUCUUAUCCAGAGCGACUUACAGUUAGUGAGUGCAUACAUUUUUCAUACUGGCCCCCUGUGGGAAUCGAACCCACAACCCUGGCGUUGCAAGCGCCAUGCUCUACCAACUGAGCUACAGGAGGCCCUGUUGCAGUGAGGAGCAAGAUGGGAGUGUAACAAUUAAGAAUGUUAAGCUAUGUUUCUCCACAUUGAAUUUGAAUGUUUUCGUAGUUCAAAACAUUUUUCCCCUUUAUUUCUCUCCCUCUCUUUCUUUCUCUCUCUCAGCCCAAGUUCCUGUCCAAGGCGGAGCGCGAGGCAGAGGCUCUGAAGAGGAGGCAGCAGCAGACGGAGGAGAAGAAGAAGACUAUCGAUGAGGACCGGAAGAAGAGGAGGAUGUUCCAGGACAUCGGGAGGAAGAUGAUGGGUGAGGAGGAGGGCCUUGGGGUUAGUCAGGAGGAAGAUGAUGGGUGAGGUAGGAGGGGCUUGGGGUUAGUCAGGAGGAAGAUGAUGGGUGAGUAGCAGGGGCUUGGGGUUAGUGGAGAGGAGAUGAUGGGUGAGUGGGAGGGGCUUGGGGUUAGUCAGGAGGAAGAUGUGGGUGAGUAGGAGCGGCUUGGGGUUAGUCAGGUCACAAUAUUCUGUAUGUUUCUGAUAGAAAUGUCUUCUAAAGAACUUAACUGAUUCCAUAUUCUACAUGACAUAGAAGCAUGGCUGUUCUACAUCAUGUUUCUAUCUGGACGUUCAGUAACGUUUCACCCCACUGAAUACGGCCUAGGUUUCUGGCAGUUAGAUAUCACACUGUUAGACCUCUGGUUAGGUCUCUGACAGUGCUUGGAGUUAGGGUUGAAGUUUUUUUCAUAGUUCCAUUGAACCUGCUGUUGGCUCACAGUGUAUGUCUGUCCGUGUCCCAGAGGACCCCCAGGAGAGGGACAGACGAGAACGGAGAGAACGGAUGGAGCGAGAGAACAACGGGGACCAAGCGGACGACGGAAGACAGAAGAUCAGAGAGGAGAAGGAUAAGGGCAAGGAGCUCCAGGCCAUCAAGGUUAGUCUGGAGAUUGAGGAUCUGCCAUGGGCUGGUUUCAGGAAUACAGGUUAAGCCCAUUUCUGGAUUGUAUUCAUUCAUGGACACUGUAGCAAAACCUAGCAAAACAUUUUGCAACAGAAAAUGAAAACAACGUUUCUUAUUGGACAACGUAAUGUCGUCCCUGCCUGUUUGAGUUUGUCUUCCUGUGUUUGAUUCCUAGUGAAUAUGACCCUUGACUAAAAAGCAUGUUCACUGGAGAUUCUCUGAUUAGUUAAAUCAUGAGCUUUGAUAUGAUUGGUUGAACUAAGUGUUUGAGCAGGUGUACUGUGCCAUCUCACACCCGUCUGUCUCUGUCCAAUCAGGAGCGUUACCUGGGCGGGACUAAGAAGCGCCGGCGGACACGUCACCUGAACGACAGGAAGUUUGUCUUUGAGUGGGACGCCUCUGAAGACACAUCUACAGACUACAACCCCAUGUGAGUCUGCAGAUGAACGCUGGGACGAUACAUUCACAGUUUCACAAACAUGGUGUUACAUGAGAUGUGUCCGAAUUAGAUCUAUUAUUUGGAUUAGAGGUCUUCACGGGUCCAACAGACAUGAAAUUCUGAGUAAUUUGUUAUAGGCUGUUUUUAAGGACACGUAACUAUGGCUAAAUGUCACUUGUUUAUUUAUGGCGCUGGCAGCGCCUGGUUGGAGGUUUCUCGCUCUCACUCUCUCUCUCUCGGAUCUGAACGCGUCUCUCAGAUCUGAACUGGCAGGGGUCUGUUUUUCACGGUCCUUUUCAGAACGGGUCUGACUGUCCUUCACGGGUCUUUUAAACUGAAUUUAUGCGUAUAGGUCAGGUGGGAAAUCCACGGGUCCAACUUUUUGGACCCGUGAAGACCUCUAAUUUGGAUACGGGCAACCAUUAACCACUUUGCUCCUUCAAUAGACAUUUGGCUUUCUCUAAUGCACCUGCUCUCUUCCCUUCUAAUAUCCCACUCUGCCUCCGUCUCUCAGUUAUAAGGAGAAGCACCAGGUCCAGCUGUAUGGGCGGGGCUUUAUCGCUGGGAUCGACCUAAAGCAACAGAAGAAAGACCAGUCACAUUUCUACGUCGACAUGAUGGAGACGAGACGCACACUGGAGGAGAAGGAGCAGGAGGAGUGAGUCACAUAAACACACCUGACAAACUACCAUGCUCUCAAACACAUCAAAUCGAAACAGCUUAAAACGGUUGAUUGUCGUUCUCUAAUCUCUGCGCCAUCCCCCUCCCCUCCCCUCCCGCUCCUCAGGGUGCGGCUGAAGAAGGUUCAUAAGAAGGAGGCCAAGCAGCGGUGGGACGACAGACACUGGUCCCAGAAGAAGCUGGAGGAGAUGGCGGACAGGGACUGGCGUAUCUUCAGGGAGGAUUACAGUAUCACCACCAAGGGUGGCAAGAUCCCCCACCCCAUCAGGAACUGGAAGGAGUACAACCUGCCCCCGCACAUCGUGGAGGUCAUCGACAACUGUGGCUACAAGGUCAGCUGUGAAGACUUCGGAUGCACACGCCACCUUUUGGGUCUUCCCCUGAUCCAGCACUGAAGCCAUUACUUGCUGUAUAAAAAAAUGACUUCCUUUUUGUUUCCCUUGUUGUCCAGGAUCCAACGCCUAUCCAGAGACAAGCCAUCCCCAUUGGCUUACAGAACCGUGACAUCAUCGGCGUGGCUGAGACGGGUAGCGGUAAAACGGCUGCCUUCCUCAUCCCCCUAUUGGUCUGGAUCACUACCCUGCCCAAGGAUGAAAGGUGAGCCACACCACCCCAGCCAGAGGGUUACCCCUCAAACUACUCUCCAAGAGUUGCAUGUCCUUCUUUCGAACCACACACACACCCUUCUCACACCCUCUUUCCCCUGGCUCUGUAGGAUUGAGGACUCGGACCAGGGUCCGUAUGCAGUGAUCCUGGCCCCCACCCGUGAGCUGGCGCAGCAAAUCGAGGAGGAGACCCUUAAGUUUGGGAAACCUCUGGGUAUCCGCACCGUGGCCGUCAUCGGAGGUAUCUCCAGGGAGGACCAGGGCUUCCGCCUCCGGAUGGGCUGCGAGGUCAGACACUAGAAAACAUGCAGAUUCACACACGCACACACACACAAUUUUAUUGCCAAUAUGAAGACGCAUGCUUGUGACGUCUGAGUAAACGUGUCUGUGUGUUCCAGAUAGUAAUAGCCACCCCAGGUCGUCUGAUAGACGUGUUGGAGAACAGAUACCUGGUCCUGGGUCGCUGUACCUACGUGGUACUGGAUGAGGCUGACCGCAUGAUAGACAUGGGCUUUGAGCCUGACGUCCAGAAGAUCCUGGAGUACAUCCCUGUGACCAAUCAGAAACCAGACACUGACGAGGCAGAGGACCCAGAGAAAAUGAAGAUGAACUUCGAGAUGGGAAAACACAAGUACAGACAGGUAAGAGAUUGUUAAAGCCUAGACAGAUAAAUAAACACACACAGAAGAAAAUAUCAGCUUAAAGCUAGCUGUACAAUUUAAGAAGAUAAUUCUCUCUCCCCUGCCGUUCCUCCUUCCAUUUUUCUCUCUCCUUUCCUCCAUCCGUCUCUCUCCUCUCUGUUUCUCAGACGGUCAUGUUCACAGCUACCAUGCCCGCGGCGGUAGAGCGGUUGGCCCGUAACUACCUGCGUCGUCCGGCCGUGGUGUACAUCGGUUCAGCUGGUAAACCCCACGAGAGAGUGGAACAAAAGGUCCUGCUCAUGGGAGAGGGAGAGAAGAGGUAACACACCUACACACAGAGACACACACACACACCACUUCUAUCCCUGAAGCUGUAGCUAAUGCCGAGUCUCCCUUGUUUUCUCGUCUUCCAGGAAGAGGCUGCUGGAUGUUUUGGCGCGCGGGUUCGAGCCGCCCAUCAUCAUCUUCGUCAACCAGAAGAAGGGUGUCGACGUGCUGGCCAAGUCUCUGGAGAAGAUGGGGGUGAGACCUCAGGCUCUUAUUAGGGGAUAUGUUUACCACUGAACUGGGUCAAAUACUUUCUAAUACCUGAGCUUUGCUGGUUUGUUUUCCCGGUACAAUGUAACAACUGGAAUAGCUCCAAAAGUGCAAACUCAGUGCUAAAUCAAGGGCACCUCAAAUACUUAUAUUUUGACCUAUGUUUUUUAAAAUCCAGGUCUUUCACCACUAUGGCUAAUCUAGGAACCAGGAGGUUGAUAAUGGUCCCUUUCUAAUUAUAUUUCUCUACUUUCCCCCCCUCUCUCAGUACAAUGCUUGCACGUUGCACGGUGGCAAGGGCCAGGAGCAGAGAGAGUUUGCUCUGUCCAACCUGAAGGCUGGAGCCAAGGACAUCCUGGUGGCCACCGACGUGGCUGGGAGAGGUAUCGACAUCCACGACGUCUCUAUGGUGCUCAACUACGACAUGGCCAAGAACAUCGAGGGUAAGACCACCACCAUGACCUUUGACCCUGGGGUCACUAGAGCUGGGCAAUACGGACAAAAAUCCAUAUUGCGAUAAAUUGCCUGAAUUUAUGUGAUAACGAUAAAUAGAACGAUAAGUUUAUAACAUUAAUGUGCAUCACAUUUAUUUUAAAAUUAUAGUUUCAACUACUCGUUUGGUUGUAGCCAUCAAUUGUCCCAUUUAACAAUCACCAAUCAUUUAAAACUUCAAAUUUUCUAGUAUAGGCUACUUAUCGUAAUAAACAAUUUUAGCAAAAUGCCUGCGAUAAGUGAUCGGUAUAGUCGGUGUCGAUAAAUUUCAAUUUAUCGUUCCAGCUCUAGGUCACUCACCUGUCUGUUGGAUUUUCAUUCCGUCAAAGCGACUUUGCACAGCCUUCCGUAUUUGUAGACAGGGGUUCAAGUUUUCCUUCACUGCGGCAAAUGGAUUAAGGAGCAUCUAUUCCUCCAUCAGUUAAAAAAAUAUAAUGUACAUAAUUUAGAGAUCAAGUUCGCUGUCUUGAGCCUCCUGAAUGCCAUAGAGGACAAAUGGAGCACAUCUUUGCGACAGUCACGCUUGACAGCGAAGAAAACUGCUUGUCUAGCUCAAACCAUUCCAAAAAUAUGACCCAUAUUACCGGAGCUACCUUUUUUCCUUUGUAUCGCGAAUUCACACAUUUUAAAUAAUUUCACAAACCAUGUCACAGGCCGUUUUUAAAGUAAUCCCGGGCCUCUAAUUAUUGGUUUGAUAACAAACAACGUUGUUCAGUCAUGCUACCUAGCUAGCUAACAACUUGGUAACUUGACAGUACGUCUAGGCACAUUUGAUUAGCACAGGAUGAAAGGAAAAGGGUCUGCUGCUCAUGAGAUUCAUAUAGGCCUAAUGUAAACCUAACUAUAUCCAAAAUCAAUCUCUUUCUGGUGCUCCUUUAAUUCUGUUUGGUGGCUAACAUUUUAAAAGUUUGGAGCAGUGUGUAAGAGUAAAGAAGGUUUAAUGCAGUGUUUUCCCCUUACUGACACAAUAACAUGCAGAUCAUAAUGCAUGUAUAUUCUGCAGGGUUAACUUGGCCCCAGACAAUCGAUCUGAGAUUGACUUAAGUUUCAGUCACGUGAUUUUGUUUGUUUGUUGCUUUAACCCGUGUAGACUUUUUCUUACUACCUAUUGUGACAUUUCCCCCUCUCCCUCCCCUCCAGACUACAUCCAUCGUAUUGGUCGUACAGGUCGUGCUGGGAAGAGCGGUGUGGCCCUGACCUUCCUCACCAAGGAGGACUCGUCAGUGUUCUACGACCUGAAGCAGGCUUUCCUGGAGAGCCCCGUGUCCACCUGCCCCCCCGAGCUGUCCAACCACCCCGACGCCCAGCACAAGCCUGGUACCAUCCUCACCAAGAAGAGACGCGAGGAGACCAUCUUCGCCUGAUGUGCCAGAUCAUGUUAUAUGGUUACACCCCCCUUGGACCUGCCACCACACACUGGGUUUUCAGUUGUGUUCAUCAUCUCUCUUUUUGCUGUCUCUCAACAUCUACGGUAUCCCCCUCCUUCCCUCGCUGUCUUCUGUACUUUUCUCAUCUGCUUUUUUGGCUUUCUCUUCCUCUUGCCACUAUCUUCUCUCCUCCUUUCUCAUUCCUCCAUAGUUCGGCUUUCUCCACUGUAGUCUGGCUACUGUAUGAAAUGUUAGGCUGAUGUAAGGGCCUGGGGUUCAUAUAGCUGUCUGGUUUAGAGACAAUAGAAUAGAGGGCUCUUGGUCUGUUGUGUGGGGAAGGUAUGGAAAGUAAUGUGAGCUCCAAACCUACACAUAUUUCAAAGAGCCCCUGUAACCACACAGAAGUGG